AUGAUGAAGCUCCGGUCCAAUCCCGCUGAUGCUCAAUUCGACGCAGCCUCUCUCCGUUUCCAACCUGCAAUCAAGCGUCCUCAGCCUGUACAGAAGCAAAAGCCCAGGCCAAACUCGAAUCCCACCCUCGCAACAAAACCUCCACCGCAGCCUGCUCCCCCUGUCGCAACUGGGCCCAUUGUCCAGAAAUGGCAAGACUCUCAGCAGGAUGACUUUGAUGUUGUCAAUGAAUACCACAAGUUCCAGGAAGAGCAAAAGGCUCGUCUGAAAGAGGAACGCAAGAGCAAGAAAUCAAAAAAGGCUUCACUUCACAUCGACGACAUUGAUUGGUCUGCCCCGUACAAUGUCCAGGACGCCUUUACCAAGACCCGCACAAAGUUACGUCUAGAUGCCUGGAAACACUCGGAUUCAAAGUUCAACGCUCGCUAUCAAUGGAAGCAGACGCUGCAUUCCUUCAAACGAUCUGGCACGCCUCCGCCAGCUAGACAUGAGCCCACACUCGCAACAGACGUCUCGUACAAGAACAUGCCACCUCCACAAGAACUCUCAGAAUCUGUCAAAUCCUCUGCUGCUCCUCAACCGCUAUCUGCACCACCACCGCCUGCUGUUGCUCCAGUCGCAUACCCUCCUCCUGCCGCUUUCAACCACUACCCACCUCCUACCUUCGAUCAAUACCCACCUGCUGACUUCAACCAAUAUCCUCCCCCGCCUCCACCUCCACAGUUCUCUGAUGUCCCUGCUCUCCCUGGUCUACAGUACUAUCCGCCCCCUCCUCCCCAAUUUGUGCCUCCUCCACCGCCUGUUCAGACAUACCAGCCCGCGCCUUCGCCCGUUCCGACGCCGCCAGCUCCAUCACAACCGUCGGGAACUAUCUCACGGGAGCCUGUGCGCUAUGAGAAACCAGCACAAACUGAGGACGAUAUCGACACUGCCCCUGAAUCCAUAAACAUGGAGGUGUCACAGGAACCUGAAGUACGGACAUCUGCCCCUGGCCAGAAAGGCUUUGCUCAGAGAUACAUGGAGAAGAUGGGCUGGAAAAAGGGAGAAGGUCUUGGAAGAGAAGCGACUGGUAUUACGACAAUUCUCCGUCACGAAGCCACGAAACGAAAGCGCAAGGGAGAUGCGGAAGGUGGUGGCUGGGCACAGCCUGCUGCAAUGGGCCGCAUUGUCGGUGGUAAAAAGACAAAGACUGAUGUUCGCAUAGACGAGAGCAAAGCCUUCAGUCUGGUUGCCAAAUUUGAAGGCAUGCUUAGGGACAUGGACAUCGAUCAGGCCAUCGAGGAGGACAAUCUGAUGCAAAGAAUUGGUGAGAAGCUGGAAGACUACGGUCGAUCAGAGCGCGUCUUCAUCGAUCGCGCUACUGGAAGGGUGUUUGUCAAGUUUACAAGCGCCCUGAGUGCUUUCAAUGCUAUCAAAGCAAGCGACGGCACAGACUUCCUAGGCAACGGGCGUAUCGUUCAAAGCACUUUUUUCAAUGCUGACAAGUUUGAAGAAGGUAUCUAUGAAUAGGCUCGAGCAAUGUUGACUAGUAGAUAGUUCUGGUAUAACACUGACUUCAUGGCCAAGCUCUCUAGGGUCGUGAAUAGUGAGAUCGCGUCUAGCAAUCAUUCUUCAUGAUCAACUCCUCAGUCCACAAAACCUUCUUUCCUCAGGAUCAUCUUCAUACUCAAGAACUAUCUGGAAUUCAUCAUAUAAAAAAAUCCAGGCAACCCAGCAUGACUCGGACGUUGAGACACGACAUGCCAUCACCUCACGCUGCUGCCAUUUUAGAGUAUGUAGGUAGAGAUAAGGCAGGUCGGGGAAAUCUCGUGGUUACCUGUUGUUGCGUUAGGUGUGCAAGCUGCUGGAUUUACUCGUGGGUAUGAUAGGGGUAGGUAGGGGGAUGUUUGUGGAACAUCAUGGGGUCAAUUGGUGAAUGCCUGUGGAUGGGUGUGGUUGAU
Molecule: messenger RNA, 1940 nt
Organism: Aureobasidium pullulans EXF-150
Lineage: Eukaryota; Fungi; Ascomycota; Dothideomycetes; Dothideales; Saccotheciaceae
Exons: 3
Coding region: 1-1509 (502 amino acids)
Biological process (GO): mRNA cis splicing, via spliceosome
Cellular component (GO): precatalytic spliceosome
Molecular function (GO): RNA binding
Source: RefSeq, a predicted model, not a curated record